CAUAAUCAUGGCGGUCUCCGCUGGAGUUCGGUCGAGCGUGGGGCUGACUUUGAGACUUUCGAGAGUUAUACCAGAUUGUAGCACAUGUCCUUUCAACAGGUUGAAUAGUUAUUUGAAUGGUAUAGCUAGUUCGUCGAAUGUUGAUCGUUUUCGGACGUUGAACCGACACUUGCAGACAUCCAAAGGUCUGUACCAAAGUGAGGCGGGUGCAAGUGCAGAAGACCCCCAAGAAGAUGUGGUGAAUGUGGUGUACAUAGAUAGAUCAGGACAGAGGAUUCCAGUGAAGGCUAAAGUGGGAGACAAUGCAAUGUACCUGGCCCAUAGGCACAACAUUGAACUGGAAGGAGCUUGCGAGGCAUCACUAGCUUGCUCAACGUGCCACGUGUAUGUGAACAGAGACCAUGUCGACAAGCUACCAGAGCCUGACGAAAGAGAGGAUGACAUGCUGGACAUGGCCCCAGCGCUACAGGAGAACUCCAGACUUGGCUGUCAGAUCAUCCUCACCCAGGAGCUGGAGGGCAUAGAGCUUACCCUGCCUAAGGUCACCAGGAACUUCUACGUGGACGGCCAUGUUCCCAAACCACACUGAGGACACUACACUCCACACUAGCACCCUACUUAGUGUGAAGCAAUGUAUUGGGCAUGGAUGCUUAAGUAGUAUGGAUGUUUACACUCCACACUAGCACCCUACUUAGUGUGAAGCAAUGUAUUGGGCAUGGAUGCUUAAGUAGUAUGGAUGUUUACACUCCACACUAGCACCCUACUUAGUGUGAAGCAACGUAUUGGGCAUGCAUUCUAAGUAGUAUGCUAGUAUGGAUGUUGGAACACGGCCCCUCAGGACUGAGUCAUAAGAGAGAGAGAGAGAGUCGCUUGAAGGAUCCCUCCCAAGUCAAGAAUGCUCUUACAUAUCCACAUGACUGUGUGACCGAAGACAAAAGCUAUAUACCAGUCACUGGCUGCAUUUAGACAGCGCCCCUGAUGGGAUUGGUCAAAAGACCAAUUAGUGGAAAAAAUAUCAGAAUCGGGCUGCCUGUGUAAAUGCAGCCUCUGAAAUGUGUUGUAUUUGGCUCACACUGAAAGUAAUGCUGAUUGUGGAAGAAGAGUUAGAUGGUUUUCAGCAUUCAUGUAUAAAUAUGUCAUGUGUAUAGAAGAGUUCUCAGGCCAAGAUUGAGAUGUCUAUCAAACCGUUCAAUGUCACAGACAGCUGUUUGUUUCAUAGUAACCUGAGUCAGCAUUUCAGAAAGGCCUGUUGUCAUUGCUACGCAAAUAAGUUUGUGUCCUUGAAUAGAACAUUCCAUGUUACAACUCAUUUACAAAGGUCAACAUACACACAUCUCAGGUGGAGCUUCCAAAUAGUCUUGUCUCUACAAUAACGGCACUCGCAUACAGCUAAUGAACAGGAUGUUAUGUAUACAUAGCUUUCACCAUUAUAUCUACUUAUGGCCAGUUUCUAGGAAUUUUACUGUUGUGGGUGUGUGGUGACUAGUCAAGACCGUAACAAGCCCAUCCACAACACUGAAAGCCCUUUCCCUACAUCAAGCCUGUCAGGAAUCAUUAACCGUCUCUGAUGUAGCACUUUUGCAGUGUGUUUUGUAAGCAGAGGGCAGCUUGAGAUCGAUUGGAAUGGAAAGGGUUGAAUCUGUUAGAUAACUAAUGAUGCCAAGGAGAUACUUGGGCUGCAUUCACACAGGCAGCCUCAUUUUGAUAUUUUUUUUCCAAUCACAGAUCUUUGCACAUCAAAGCUGAUCUGAUUGGUCAAAAUGCAGCCUAAACCAUUUUAAACUGACAUGCAUUUUGUCCAAUUCCCAAGUCAUUUCUGUUUCUGUCCAUCCAUACCCAGUAAUGAUUUGCCUUGUCAAUUCACCGUUAGUCUCAUAACUGUCCAUCAAAAAACACCUGUAUCCAGUAUUAGUUGGCUCCUUUACGAACCUGGAAUGCUUUCACUUGUACUGUAAUGAAUGUGUCUGUCAUACGCACAAAACGUGUAGGUAGGUGUAUUAUGUAUAUAUGGUAUAUCUCAAAUUUGCAAGUCUAUUUUAGAUUUGUGCAAUAAAAAUACCAAAAGUUUGUACUA
Molecule: messenger RNA, 2074 nt
Organism: Oncorhynchus mykiss (rainbow trout)
Lineage: Eukaryota; Metazoa; Chordata; Actinopteri; Salmoniformes; Salmonidae
Source: RefSeq, a predicted model, not a curated record